Messenger RNA from Actinia tenebrosa (Australian red waratah sea anemone), 1523 nucleotides. RefSeq lists its product as uncharacterized. The record is from RefSeq and is a predicted model, not a curated record. Lineage: Eukaryota; Metazoa; Cnidaria; Anthozoa; Actiniaria; Actiniidae.
CUUAUCUAGGUUCAUUUCUUGCGAAACGUUAAGAGAGAAACAAUUAAGUCUUCUCAAAAGAGUUACGUCGAGAAGAAACGUACACCCGAAGAACAAAGAACAAUGAUGUUCAAGAAGGUUUUGCUGUUGGUGUUGGUGUCCUCUGUCUUGCUGGUUUCCACUCGGGCAUGGAAAGACAUGAAGGACAGACUGAAGGGGAGAGUCAUUCAUUUUGAAUCACGAGAAGAGCCUGGGAGAUGGUUAUGGCAGAAUGAUAAUAGUGAUACCCGAGGUGCAAAAUACAUGUUUGCUGAUCGAUUGCCAGAGAGAGAUAUAUACUACAAACCACGCGUGCAAUGGCAGGUGAAAGUCUGUGGUGGUAAUUAUCUGUGCCUGACACCACUUUCUCUCACUCAAUAUCCCCACUAUCUGACUGCUGGACAUCCACCAAGUUCUGACAAGUUUACUGCCAAGUUGGAAAGGGUCGAUUCAUCCCUUCUAUUAGAUGAUAAUAAGAGAUAUCAUUGGAGAAUUUUCUGCGAGGAUGACUCUUUGUUCAAAUGUAAAGCGGUUCCAGAACUUUUCGAGGGUUACGUUUUGAGAAAAGAGCCGACCAUGAGCAAUGGACAUAGUCAUGUAUCCUUGGCAAAGGAAGGACCCACCUCAGGACUAUGGAAAAUUCAUGCUGCAAUACCAACUGAUGCCUACGUCCAAAUCUUCCAAACUACAAAUAAAGGAAGUACUGAACAAGCUGCAGAGUACAAGACAACUGUUGGAAUAUCAAAGUCAGAAUCGUCUUCUCACACAAUCACUCACUCCGUAUCGUUUGAGAUAUCGUCCUCUUUUAAAGCUGUUGAUUUUUCUGCUUCUACUUCACUCGAAAACUCUUGGGAGAACACGAAAUCUUCGACUUUUGAAACAGCUAAGGAGGUUACCCAUUCCUUAAAAAUCCCCCCCAAAACAAAGAUCACUUUGUACCAGCUGAUUGGGAACUACGCUGGGAAAUUUAAUAUAGGAGCUGAUAACUAUGCCAUCGAAGAAGAAAAAUUAGAAGGUGCAAAGCGUAAGCGAUACUACAAGAUGCGCUUCGACGGGGAGCCAUUACAAGGCGCCAUGCGUAAGCAAUACUUCAAGAAGCGCUUUAAAGAAUAUUUCCAAAGAAAAUAAGACGUCGGCGUUGCGUCAUCUGAUCUUGAUUUUUUCAGCACUGGUAAUCUUGCACAUUAUCCUUGUAAUUUUUGAAAGCGUAGGCCAUUUUUUUGUGUAACUGUGAAAAAGUACAGCAUAGUGCUGUGGUGUCAAGACUGUGAUGGUACUGUGUAUCAGCAUUCUGAUUGGACGAGCAGUCAUCUGGUUGGUGUGUAAAAUGUUCUCAUUUCCAUGACAGUACAUGCAGUGAUUUUUUCACAGUCAUACGAAAUCUGUUUUAGUGUAGUAGUAAAUUAUAAAGGGCUAUAGAGUGAUUUUACUUGGCCCGUGAAACGAUCGAAGUUGUAGUAGUCACUGACAGUCCAAGUAAAACGAAAGAAAACAAUGCCUUGGAA